AUGAGUACGGCAAGGGAGAAAACCGAAGUAGAGUCAUCCUCCCUGUUGGAUACGGAUAUUGAAACAGACAUUUGGGCACUUGGCAUCACAGAGAAGUCGAUCUCAGCUGAAGUCGUCGGGAAUCCAUACAAUCCUGGAGAAUUUGAAAGGGUUCAUCCCGGUAUUGGCGCAGAACAACAUGCACCGGACGUAGAGGUCACCGACGCCCCACGAAAGCAAUUCGACUUCAUCCAUAUCCGCUAUCAGAGUACUGCUGGGAUGUGUGAUGGGGCCCGAAUGUUUCGCCUGGCUUUCGAACAGACCAAACCGGGCGGUUGGAUCGAGGUUGUGGAGAACGGGCCAACAUCGUCGUCUCGCAUAUGUUCUGUAUCCACCGCAGACGAGAAUGAAAAGGCGAUAAGUGGGACCCCCGGUAACAUGGUGACUGGUUCUGCAUUCGGGAAUUCGAAUAUAGCUUGUUGGAUCAAACAGCAGCUUAUUGAUGCCGGGUUCGUCGAGGUGGAGGAAAAGGUCUGGAAAGUGGCCUCGAAACCAUGGCAGAGGACAAUUACCGGCAUUGGGAGGUUCAUUGUUGCCUUUUUGAGCAUGCGUUGGGUGUGGGAUGACACUGGUACGAUAUAUCAGGAAAAGGGCCCAGAAAAACAUUACGAGCCAAGUGUAUUUGUCAUUGCGAGGAGACCAUGA
Molecule: messenger RNA, 684 nt
Organism: Morchella importuna
Lineage: Eukaryota; Fungi; Ascomycota; Pezizomycetes; Pezizales; Morchellaceae
Exons: 6
Coding region: 1-684 (227 amino acids)
Source: RefSeq, a predicted model, not a curated record